AAUUAAACCCUUAAUUUCUCAAUUCUAAAAAGAGGACAUUAGGUUUGGGAGAAAUCUGCAUCUCCCUUGUCAUCUGGCGAGACAAAAGAGCAUCAGCAAGGAGUGUGAGGGUGUAGUAGUAGCAUGAGCAGGUGGCAGGUGACGGGGGCUGACAAUUGACGUGGAAAAACGGGAGUCCUACGCGCCUUUCCCGCCCAGGCAUCCUCGACCCUGCGUGUCGCGACCCCCCAGGGACCUCAGGCAUGGGGCCCCGGACGUGCAGGAAGGACGGCCGGAGAUGAAAAGACGAGUGGAAGCAGGAGGGAGGGAGUGAGGGUCCCGUCAUGCCCAUUCUCCGGAACAAGUGAAUGAAGACCACGUGACCCAAGCGGACCAAUCAGCGGCCAGGGAUCACCCCGCCCAACGGACCAAUCAGCGGCUGGAGGUUCCUCGCCCGACGGACCAAUCAGCGGCCGAGAUUACCCUCAAAAGACGAACUCGCGCGGUAAACAACAAAGUCUCCUGCAAAGUACAAAAUAAAGCAGCUAGAAAUGGAGGAAGCUGCCAAAAAUCAAGUUGGAAAGGAGGCGGAUGAUCAGCAGCAUCUGCAGCAGAAUCCACAGGAGCAGCAGCAGCAGCAGCAGCAGCAGCAGCAGCAGCAGCAGUCUCAGGAGCCACAGGAGCAUGAAAAACAGGAUGAACAGCAGCAGCAGCAGCAGCAGCAGCAGCAGCAGCAGCAGCAGCAUUCCACACCCCCACCACCACUUAUUGGGGCAGAGGGUCCAUUAGGAACUGCUACAUCCAUUAAGGAUGGCCUUCCUCCUCCUACACAGAUUAAUAAAAUAAAGUUUGGCCCUGGUGCUCCCCUCAUCAAAAAGGAGAAGCGGCAGUCAUCAUCUCGCUUCAACAUCCCUAAGAACAGGGAGUUACAGAAGCUACCAUCUCUAAGAGAUGCACAGCCCAGUGAACGGGAAGAUUUGUUUAUACAGAAGAUUCGACAGUGUGGGGUUAUAUUCGAUUUCAUAACUGACCCCCUAAGUGAUCUAAAAUGGAAGGAAGUGAAGCGGGCAGCGUUAAACGAGAUGGUGGAGUAUGUCACCACUCAACGGCAAGUCAUCACAGAGCCUGUGUACCCAGAGGUGGUCCAGAUGUUUGCUGUGAACCUGUUCAGAACUCUGCCUCCAUCCAGCAAUCCCUCAGGAGCAGAGUUUGACCCAGAAGAGGAUGAACCCACCCUGGAAGCUGCCUGGCCUCAUCUCCAGUUGGUGUAUGAGUUUUUCCUUCGCUUUCUGGAGAGUCCAGACUUCCAACCAUCUGUUGCCAAACGAUUCAUAGAUCAAAAGUUUGUAUUGCAGCUAUUAGAACUAUUUGAUUCAGAAGACCCAAGGGAGAGGGAUUUCCUAAAGACUACCUUACAUAGAAUAUACGGAAAGUUCUUGGGUCUGAGAGCAUUUAUCCGUAAGCAGAUCAACAAUAUAUUUUACAAGUUCAUUUAUGAAACAGAGCAUCAUAAUGGUGUGGCAGAAUUACUAGAAAUUUUAGGAAGUAUCAUCAAUGGGUUUGCAUUACCAUUGAAAGAAGAGCACAAAGUGUUUCUCUUGAAGGUGUUGCUACCCCUCCACAAAGUCAAGUCACUGAGUGUGUACCACCCCCAGUUGGCUUAUUGUGUAGUUCAGUUCCUGGAAAAGGAUCCCUCAUUAACUGAACCUGUCAUCAUCACCUUGCUCAAGCUGUGGCCCAAAGUCCAUAGUCCUAAAGAGGUGAUGUUCUUGAAUGAGCUUGAGGAGAUCUUAGAUGUUAUUGAACCUAAUGAAUUUGUGAAGGUGGUUGUCCCAUUGUUUCGCCAGCUGGCCAAAUGCGUGUCAUCACCACACUUUCAGGUUGCUGAGAGAGCUCUCUACUACUGGAAUAACGAGUAUAUACUGUCACUAAUAAGUGACAAUGCGCAAAUUAUUCUGCCCAUCAUGUUUCCUGCUCUAUAUAAGAACUCAAAGUCUCACUGGAACAAGACUAUACAUGGCUUAAUAUACAAUGCCUUGAAGCUGUUUAUGGAAAUGAAUCAAAAACUUUUUGAUGAAUGUACACAGCAGUACAAAGCAGAACGGCAAAAAGAAAAAGAAAAGAUGAGGGAGCGAGAAGAAGCAUGGCAACACAUUAAAGAUUUAGCUGUAAAGAAUCCAUUAUUCGAUAAGUAUUCCAGUGAAAGUAACAAUAUCUUCAGCCCACACUCAGCCUUAAUGGUGUCACCACAAGAUGAUAAUGAUAUUGAUUUUAACUCAGAAAAUAAUGGAAGUGAUAACACUGAGCAGGCAAAAAAAGUGCGCAACAAAGAGAAGCCGCUGCUGCGGAAGAAGAGUGAACUGCCCCAUGAUCAGUACACCAUCAAGGCGCUGAGUGACCAUAAGCGUGCAGACGACUAUCUCACCACCUCCCCAGAACUGGCUGCCACCACUAGCUAGACCGCGCCGUGGGUGCCAAGGCGGCAGGAGGAGGUAUGAAGGCAGUCUACUAGCUGACAUGGCCUGGAGGCCGCAGAGCAAAGUCAUCCAGCAGCACGGUGCCCAAGGGUGGGAGGGGGUGGAGGUUGUCUCAAGGACUCAGCACGUUAUCAAUCAAUGGGAAUGGCUUUCAAGGUUUCUCUUGGCUUACUAAACCAAGACAGAACAUCCCCUUGGGUUAUUCACUUCAAGAUUUCCUUCAUAAAUGCCUUUUCUUCUGGUUAUGACAGACCAAAGUGGGUGUAACAUUAACGGGGUUUGUAUUAGUUUUCAUAACUAAACUAAUGUCAAAUGCAUGUACCUAAUGGGGAAGAUAAGUUAACAGGUUGUAUUCCUUAAAAUCUUCUUUUGAGGAUUUUGUACUUUACAGAUCAAAAAUUUUAUUAUUAAACCAAGCAUAUUCCAUUUAUGUGAUGAUGUACAGUAACACAGAUCUUCAAAAUAUUUUUGAACUUAAAGAUGCAACUAAAACACUCCAGCAAACUCCUGAAAUCCUCACAGUGUAGUUUGACUAUGCACUCUGCCAUAUGUUAAGUUCAGGAAAAUGUACUGUUUAUGAGAGAGCCAGUGAAGCAAGUCUGUCCAUCACAUCUGCCCUGUGGGCCAACAAGAAGAGGUGAAACACAUGUGUUGAGAAGAAGAGUAAACUUGAAUAUUGAUUACUCAGAACAUCUGAAAUCUUUCAUAUCUUAAAUUUAUUAAUCAUCUAUUUGAUGGUCUGCUUAAUUAAGAUUGAAGUUACUGAAUCCUAUAUAUGAGAGAGAUGGUACCUUGUGCACCAAAAAAGUACCUACAUCAUAUACUGGCUGUUAUACUUAAAAGAAAAUGUGCACUUGCUCAUGCCUGUUCACAUGUAAGGAAAAUAAAUAUGGUUUAACUACUUAAUUAACUGUAAAUCAUUCCAAAAAUUGUGCUUGGCCUCAGCAUAGUUAAAUGAAGUCCAAAUUACCGUAUUGUUGAUGGCUGCUUCUCUCUUUAUUAAGGACUGGAUAGGUUUUGUGUAUGUAGGAGGUGCAGUGUUUAUGCAUAGAGUAACUAAUACUAUGUGCUUUGUUCAAUGCUUUCAACAACUAAAAUGUUCUACUGUAUAGGAUCUCAUUCUCAUCCUUCAUUAAUAUAUAUAUCCUCAUUCUGCAUCUUAAGGUUGUUGCUGCUUGAUAUUCAGGUUCAUGCUAGAUACAAGAGAGCUAUUAUGGCAAAUGUGCUGUUUUUUUUUAAAUAUAUUUUUGUGAUAUUGCAACAGAUGGUCAUAUUGCCAGCAGUCUGUGUUUAUUACUGUAUCUUCAUUGAUUUAUAUCUAGAAAUCAGUAAAUACAAGUCUACAAAAUCACAUUGAUAUACAUUACCAUAUAGAAAAUUAUGCAAUGUAGUACAGCGCUGACAAAAAAGAAGGCAGUACUGCAACAUUAGAUGCAGAUCAGUGUUUGGUCCUGGGCAAGACCAUCAACAGGCAUGCAUGUGCACAUUUUCUUAACUCAGCCAAGGAUAUGUUAUGGUCGGUAUUCACGGUAUUAAGAUUAUUAUACCAGCAAAUGUUGUCAGCAACCGUCAUCAUGAAUGAGCCAUCAUACAUACAUAGUAGAUUAGUUUCUUAUAAAGUUUGUUAGUUUAAUUAGUGCAAGCCUUGGUAUAUUUUCUCAAAAAAUGAAGAUCACUAGUAAAGCUGUAUAUGACAACUGUACUUCAAGUGAUGUUUGGUGUUAAGGAACAAAGCUGGGUUUUCUUGACAGCUGCUGGAAAUCUAACCCAGGCAAUGCUGCGAGGGUUACACUGUAGGUAAUAAAUAUGUAACAUAGUAUUAGAUGAAUCAUGUGGAAUAUGUUGUGUUAUUUUGUUCAGAUAGUUAUAACCAGAGUUUAUUGGAAGAUUAUGUUGCUGUGUAUUUUAGAAUUAUAUCUUCAUAUUCCAUAAAUAUAUACUGAUUUAGUAAAGUAACCCAUUAAAUUUUUAUAGACUUAUUUUUGUCUUCAAGGUGUAGGAAGUAAAAGAGAGGUGACCCUCACCAUCACUUUGAUUGUAUGCAUGUAUGUGAUGACCCCAGUAGCAGGAGCCCUGACCAGUGGUAGUGAUUGCCAAGCAUCUGCAUGUGUUUGUGAUCAUUAAAUUAGGUCUUGCAAUGUUGUCCUUGUAAGGCUUGUUUUAGUGUCACAGAACUAUAGCAACAUCAUACAAAUAUCCAAGGCUGGGCAAAAAGUGAAUUGUUGCAAACACAGAGAAACUGUUACCCAAAAAGCCUUCAUAGUGAGUUCAAUUCCAGCAGUGCUCCAUGUGUUAAUUUUUCACCCUCAUCCACCUACACUCACCCUCACCUUAUUACUAAGUUAUUUCAGUCGAUACUAUGAAACGGGAAUCCGAGCCUUAUUAAACAUAUUUUUAAGAUUUCCCUUGCUUCUCUUUCUUUCAACAAUUCUCUUGUAGCAAGUGAGUGAAUGAUGACAAGGGAGCAAAUUUCUUUUCUAAGGCUCUAUUCAUUCCAUAUUGUCUUCUAUUUCCCUGCCAGGGUAUUUGUUACAGGGAAUCCUAGCACUAGGUGAUUGUUCCUGAAUUAUCACCUCUCCUUCCUUGACAUAUUCUUUUGUAGUCACUCGAGGAGUAGACCCUAUUGGCUGUCAGUCUGCCAUGAGACACUAUUUGGCAAAAAAUUAUUGAUCUUGGUUUGGGAACUUUCUGUAGCAGACUGGCACAAGCUUUGUAAUGGCUUUUGUGUUGGUGAUUACUUCACUCACAGACUAGAUCAGUAUAAUAUUAAACAUGUAGAUAAACUGAAGGGAAAACCAUGUUACAAAGUCUUGUUUAUUACAUAGAUUUCUAAUGCUUGGUUGAGAAUGAUGAAGCAGAAGUGAGCCACAGGAUGAGAGGAGCUGAGGCUCCCUACAGGAGUGUGGCAAGCAACACAGUGAUUGAUAUUGAAUUUUUUCUUGCCUUGAUUUGGAAAGAGUAUCUUGGUUAUAUAUAUAACAUUUUUUUCUGUGGAGGUAGAAAUUACAAAAUGCAGUAAGAAAUGUGGUAGCAAAGAGAGAGUAUGUGUGUAAGGUUUGCAAGGUUUUUGUCUCGACAAGGGAAGAGUGGUUGCAUGUGAUUGAUGAAUUGAAAGCGGUUGUAAAUACAUGAUUGGAGAUUUGGCCUUGACAGCCCCAACAGGAAGCUGUUUUGCUUUAGGUCCAAUCUACAGAUUAGGUCAGGUAGAGGAAAAGGGAAUGGUUUUGUUAUGUGCAGCAGGUAUUGCCAGAUAUAAUGUACAAUUAACCCUCUUGUACUCUAAUUCAUUGAUGAUCAGUCCUCUUUCUACUAAAGGGAAUGCUUGUGAAUGUAUGUAACUAGAUGUCUUGUCUCACUUGUACCUCAUAGUAGGGAUGCCAGCCUACUCUAUAGAUAGAUUUACUAAUGUAUUUUAUUUGAUGCUAUUUUAGUGGGCUUGCCUCACUCAAAGAUUCCUGGGUUCAAAUCACUGGCCAUUGGGAACAGUUUUCCUUUAACUAACUUUUUUUCCUCUUGAAUUUUGUAAUCAGUAUUCACUUAGAAAAGAGUAGAAGUGGAACAUGAGACAGGGAAAUUGACUGUGCAAUACAUCAGUAACAAGGCCAGCAAUCCUACCCUCCUGGAAGUGUGUGUGGUUGUGCAGGAACAGAAGGUCAACAAUCCAACGGAUGUGUGUGUGUGUGUGUGUGUGUGUGUGUGUGAAGGAUAAAUAGACAAAGUUACUGCAGCAGUGCUUUCUGAUUUUCUAGAGUACAACGUGUUCACUGCUGACUUUGCCUGUAACAUUUUACAGAAAUCAUGGUUAUAAUUGAUACAAAUCAGUGCCUGUAACACUUUACUGAAAUCAUGGUUAUAAUUGCUACAAAUCAGUUUUAAUCCUGUAACAAAAAUUUUAGUAGAUGAUACAAAUCUUAAUCAUUGACUUGCUGUACUUCAGUCCAGUAGCAAUUAAUAAUGGAUAAAUUCUGAAACAAGGGGAAAAUCUUAAAUCUUCAGAUUUCAUACUCGCCAGUGUCCAAGGAUGGCACUCUGCAUAUCCAAUAGGGUCUGUUGACAACAAAGUACAGGAGAAAAGCUUAAAACCCACUAAAGAUUCUUAAACUUUCAAUGUUAAUAUACCCUGCAAUACUGCACUUCUGCUAACUUCUGUCACUGACAACUAUUCAUAUACUAGUAUUUUCCACCUCAAAAACACUUUAUUAGAAAUUUAUUCAACAUGAUUGUCAUAUCAAAGAACAUAACCUCAUCAUUUAUGAAUAUCCUCAUUUUCCUCAUUAUCCCUCAUUAGUUGCUCAUCCUACCUCAAACAUACAUCACUGACGUGCUGUGUGAACCACUGCAGUAAGACCUCUGGCUUUGGUAGUAUGAAUGCACUACCAUUGCAAGUUUACUGAUACAUUGCACAGUGACCAGAUAUGCUGCCCACAUUACAAAUCCUUACAGUAAAUUAACUUGGCUGCAAAUAUUUUCUUCAAAAAGUUGUAUUUUGGUGCUGUCUACCCUAGGUUCUAGGACCCCAAGCAACUGAGAUGAUAAUUAUGUAUAAUAGAAAGAAAUGUAGAGAAGCCACUUAGAAAAAUUAGGCUUUACUGACAGUCACAAUAACUGAGUAAGUAUAAGCCUUGUAAAGACGUGAAGCAUGCAUAACCUUUAAUUAGGUGGGCCUGAAGUAGUGUUAAAAUGCACCUUAUUCUUCCCUUUUCUGUUUUCUUUAAUGUUAAUGAUAAUUCAGUUGCUUCCAAAGCUGCCAUUUAUAUUUUGAUAGCAUGAGAAACUGCUCAAUAAUUAUUGAUCAUGAAAACACAAAAUGCUCCAGGUAUAAUGUGACCUAGGAUUAGGUGUGUUCGAUUACAUGUUAAUACAAUUCCCAAGAGAAACCAUUAUAGUCCUAGGAAGUUAAUAAUGAGUCAAGUUUAUACCAGCAAACUCAAAUGGCCCAUCAUGGGAUUGUUGAUCCCAGUGUUGGUGGCUGUCAAUAUUAUAGUUCCAGGGUUUUUAAAUCUAGUAUAAUUUAAAAUGUUUUAGUUGCAAAAAACUGUCCCUAUUUAAGGAAGAGAGUAAACAUUAUGUUGGGUAAAUGAUGGUAAACUUUUAUUGAAAUGUAAGACCUAUUUUAUUUUAUUGAAAUUGUGUUUGUGAUGGUUGUAUGCCAUCAUUGGAAGCAGCUGAAGAUUAGCACCCAAUCCUGAGGCUUUUGGGAUUGGGUAGGAAUGAUGGAAGAGUGCAUUCCUGUAGAAAGACCAACCCUGCAUUAGAAAAGUUACCUAGCCUUCCUUUUAGUUGGGAUAAUGCAACAUUCCAGGAACUGUGGUGUAAUAUAUAUAACUUAGUGGUAUACAAGGUAUCUUUAUUCACCAGACUGAUCAAUUAUCUUGUGCAUAACUUUCUUAAUUUUAUUAAGUUUACUAAAAUAUUAGUAAUGCAUCAGCAUAAGUUGCCCACCAGCAUAGGAGUCACCUCUCACUUAUCCGUCCUAGUGCAAGCUGUACCCAAGGUCAUGGAGAAGGAAUUGAGACCUUACUCUCAUAGAUGUUAUUUUUUUAUAUGAACUUUGAAGUCACUGAGUAAAAAGGCAUAUGAGGGAAAGCUAAUGACAUGCAAAUUCAUAAUUACACUUAAGUAAUCAUAAUAUAGCAGGUCUCUGGUGGUGAUAUCUAAUGCAUAUGGCAUUGGGAUGAUGCUUGAGGGUAACUAGGAAAAGGUAAUUCUUUUGCCUCUAUGUAAAUAAAAUCAUGUGUGAAAUAAUAGCAUCUCAAGGCUAUGUUGCUGAAGUGCAAUGGAUGAGGGUUAUGUAGGCAGGAAUCAUCCCUGAGAGCAAACUUCUUACAUGUUUGAAGUCCCUCUUCAGAAUGGUUAUUGAAAAUGAAGUUUGUGAUGCUUGAAGUCUCAAAAUUAAAGCCUUUGUCAUGGUGCUGAUUAUGACAGACAUUUUUCUUCAGAUCUUACAUUUUGCUUUUUGUGUUCUGAUUUUAUGCAAGUUUACAAUUUACUCUGGUUAAAUUGCUGGAACUGCCAAGACUAAUCACAUUCCGUUGUUUUCUUUAUUGUAUUGUGGAGAGGCAUGUAGUGUUUUUACUGGUGGUGCAUGGAAUACUUGACCAAAAAGCUGAUUGUAUUACAUUGUCAGUAUUUUGUGAUAUGGUUAUUAGGAAAAGUGCAUCAUAUGUGAUGUGACAAAGUCUUUGUUUUUCAGGGAAAAUUUAAGUAUCCAAGCGACGGUGCCAAGGUUAGAUUGUGAUUGAGGAGCCGUGCUAAGCUGUUCACACCAGAUGUCAACACAGCAUACACAUAAAAGCUUGAUAACACCAUCCCAGUGCCACUCCUCUCUUGUCAGCUACUAGUAUGGCUUUCCAGUCACACGUACACCCACACUCACACUAACAAUAAAUACCCGACACUUUACGGGUUAGGAAAACACCACUGGCCUCAAAGGUUGAAUUCUUAGAUGCCCUUUGUUACUCACAGGACACAUACUAGACUCAAUGCCAAGUAAAUUAACCCUAUUCCUAUACACAUGACAUAAACCCCUACCCUCUUAUCCUACUGAAAAGUAUAUAAAGUAGGUAACUUUCAUAUCCUCACACUUGAAGUUACCAUAGGGAGGUUAUUUCCUUCCUUUAGGGACUGAGGAGAAUGUGCAGGGCUCCCUCCUUUCAUCAGUCCCUCUUGUCAGGAGUUUCCUCCCAUCACAGCUUCCCUCCCAUCAGGGAUUUCCUUUCGUCAGGGGCUAAGGUAGGAAAAUGAGGUAAUUGUGUGUGUAUGACCUGCAGGAUAUGAUGCUACCUCCAACUACAUCUUAACCUCAACCUCCAGCCACUGUGCAUAUGGUUUGUGUAAUGUAAUGGCUAGAGGUAGGAGUUACGACCACAUUGUUUUUGUGUGAGCUUAGAUGACAUUGGAGGUGAAAGUAAUACACACCACUCACUACACCAGAGAAAGAUACCCUUACAACUUGUUUAGAUUACUGAUGACCAUACACACAUUUGGAUUCCUAUAGAGGACAUAUACACAAACAGACAGACCCUCCUUAUAUAUAUAUAUAUAUAUAUAUAUAUAUAUAUAUAUAUAUAUAUAUAUAUAUAUAUAUAUAUAUAUAUAUAUAUAUAUAUAUAUAUAUAUAUAUAUAUAUAUAUAUAUAUAUAUAUAUAUAUAUAUAUAUAUAUAUAUAUAUAUUCCUCACCUGAUUAACUGCCUAUUUUCCCAUACUCUGAUUUUUCUAAUUCAUAACAUAAAUACAUUAGUUUUGUGAGUAUUGUACAGAAACUAUUGUACCUACUUGACUAGUUUGAUUUCUUCCUUAUGAUUCCAUGAUUUUUUAUCUCAUUACUGUAUUCUUUAUUACUUUGAAGUAUAUUCCCAAGCAUUUUAAGUACAAAGACCAUUGAGAUAUCAGUAUCAGUCCUGUGACCAUUUAAAAUUUAAAGUCAGAUAAGGAGAGGUGGCUUUUAAAAAUAUUUAAGUAUUUCUGGCAUGCUUGUGUCAGUAUGUUUACUCAGUCUUUUGUUUUAGGAUGUCACUCUGGUUACUUGAAAGAACAUUGCAAUGUCUAUUUUCUUCCCAGGGAAGCUUCCUGGAACAUAUACAUACAUAUUGGUAUUGAUAAAAAAGAAAGUAUUGUAGCUCAUUUUGUUUGUAGCAAUACAUUGCAUAUGUAUUCCCCCUGAGUGCCUCUUUCCUGGUUUCAAUGAGAAAACUGCUAUUAGACAUACUGAAAACUUAUUUUGUAAUGCUUGUGAAAGUGGUAAGAGAAUUGCUAACAAAACUUAACUUAUAAAAUAUGAAAAUUAUUAGCUGCACACUGACAGUUGAGAAUUGGUUAAGUGUGUUGGCAGAGGAGGCUGCCAGCAGACUGCAAGAGUGUGUGAAAACAGCUUCUCAAGAAAUUUGUUGAAGCUGAAUUUUAUACAUUUAUCAAGAUCCCAUAUCAUGUAUGCCAAAAUGUGGUCCAGGCAGAGUGUGUGAGAGGCCGCCAGUGACCCAUUACCACCUCCUCCAGGCCACUCCUUGUGGCAUACAGGUCAUGGUGGUGCCAGACUUGACCUCUGACCUGCCACACUCCUAUUUGGUGUUCCCUGUGUUCUGUAUAUCAUCAUGCCAUACCAACCUGUCAUCAUUUUUUUUUCUUUCAUUCUUACUCCUUGUUAUAUAUAUACAUAUAUUUUCUUUUUGUUUAUAGAGUUGUCUUAUCUUUUAAGUGUAAAUGUGGAAAUAGAAUAUUAAUAUUAACAAUAAAUGAUCUGCUAUGGA
This is a messenger RNA of Scylla paramamosain (green mud crab), 10703 nucleotides long. Its product is annotated as serine/threonine-protein phosphatase 2A 56 kDa regulatory subunit gamma isoform-like. Gene Ontology annotation, molecular function: protein phosphatase activator activity. The record is from RefSeq and is a predicted model, not a curated record. The transcript is spliced from 13 exons. Gene Ontology annotation, cellular component: nucleus; protein phosphatase type 2A complex; cytosol. Bases 531 to 2438 code for a protein of 635 amino acids. Gene Ontology annotation, biological process: protein dephosphorylation; signal transduction. Lineage: Eukaryota; Metazoa; Arthropoda; Malacostraca; Decapoda; Portunidae.